AUCAGAAAAGACGCAAGAUGAUGGGCUUUGGUUCAAACGGUUACCCCGCAACAAUUGCAAAAAACAUGAAUGCAUACAAUGAUGUUCCUGAGGGAGUGGAGAUUAGAGGCCGAUACGGUGAAGAGUUUGCAAGAAUUCUCACCAAGGAUGCUUUCCAGUUUGUUGCAGAUUUGCAGAGAGAAUUCAGAAACCACAUCAAGUAUGCAAUGGAGUGUCGCAAGGAGGCCAAACGGAGGUAUAAUGAAGGGGCGUUGCCAGGGUUUGAUCCCGCAACAAGGUAUAUAAGGGAAGGGGAGUGGACAUGUGCGCCUGUUCCACAGGCUGUUGCUGAUCGGAGGGUGGAAAUUACGGGCCCGGUGGAGAGGAAGAUGAUCAUCAAUGCACUCAACUCUGGAGCUAAAGUGUUCAUGGCUGAUUUUGAAGAUGCCCUCUCGCCCAGCUGGGAGAAUCUUAUUAGUGGGCAAGUGAAUUUAAAGGAUGCUGUUGAUGGGACAAUAAGCUUCCAUGACAAGGCCAGGAACAGAGUUUACAAGCUCAAUGAUAGGACGGCUAAGCUAUUUGUCCGCCCACGAGGUUGGCAUCUGCCUGAGGCGCACAUCCUCAUUGACGGAGAGCCUGCAACUGGUUGCCUGGUAGACUUUGGCCUAUACUUUUACCACAACUAUGCAGCCUUCCGACGAAACCAGGGUGAAGGAUUUGGGCCUUUCUUCUAUCUACCUAAGAUGGAACAUUCAAGGGAAGCAAAAAUAUGGAACUCUGUAUUUGAGAGGGCGGAGAUGAUGGCAGGAAUAGAAAGAGGAAGCAUCAGAGCCACUGUUCUGAUCGAAACUCUUCCGGCUGUCUUCCAAAUGGAUGAAAUCCUGUAUGAGCUUAGGGAUCAUUCUGUUGGUUUGAAUUGUGGACGAUGGGAUUAUAUCUUCAGCUAUGUGAAGACAUUCCAAGGUCACCCAAAUCGUCUUCUACCAGACAGGGUCCAGGUUGGCAUGGCUCAACACUUCAUGAAAAGUUACUCCGAUCUCCUCAUCAGGACUUGCCAUAGGCGCGGUGUUCACGCCAUGGGCGGCAUGGCAGCUCAGAUUCCAAUUAGAGAUGAUCCGGCGGCAAAUGAGGCUGCAUUGGAUCUUGUUCGGAAGGACAAGCUAAGAGAGGUGAGGGCAGGGCACGAUGGAACGUGGGCGGCGCACCCUGGACUGAUCCCAGCCUGCAUGGAACUAUUCAACAACAACAUGGGCAAUGCCCCUAAUCAGAUACAAACCAUGAAGCGAGAAGAUGCAGUGAAUAUAACCGAAGAAGACCUCUUACAGAGGCCCAGAGGAGUUCGUACCCUGGAAGGUCUUCGCCUAAAUACCCGGGUUGGAAUCCAGUACUUGGCAGCAUGGCUCACUGGAUCAGGAUCAGUACCUCUUUAUAACCUCAUGGAAGAUGCAGCCACUGCUGAGAUUAGCAGAGUUCAGAACUGGCAAUGGCUGAAAUAUGAAGCGGAAUUGGAUGGAGACGGGCUUGGAGUAAAAGUGAGCCGUGAUCUCUUUGGUAGAAUUGUGGAAGAAGAGAUGGCGAGGAUUGAGAGGGAGGUGGGGAAAGAAAAGUUCAGGAAGGGAAUGUACAAGGAGGCUUGUAAGAUGUUUACUCGGCAAUGCAAAGCAGCGACACUGGAUGAUUUUCUGACUCUGGAUGCCUACAAUCAUAUCGUCAGACAUCAUCCAAAGGGAUCAUCUAGACUCUAAAUGAGUUUAACCCUUUUCAAAUUCACAGUUUUUGUCUGUCUUGUGUUGCAAUAAC
Pistacia vera is the source of this 1779-nucleotide messenger RNA. RefSeq names its product malate synthase, glyoxysomal. The record is from RefSeq and is a predicted model, not a curated record. Bases 18 to 1724 code for a protein of 568 amino acids. Gene Ontology annotation, molecular function: malate synthase activity. Gene Ontology annotation, cellular component: cytoplasm. Gene Ontology annotation, biological process: glyoxylate cycle. NCBI's taxonomy places the organism in Eukaryota, Viridiplantae, Streptophyta, Magnoliopsida, Sapindales, Anacardiaceae. The transcript has 4 exons.